UGAGACAUAACAGUGAAUAAAAAUUGAUUUAUGUAUUUAAAAAAUAAAUAAUCACGGCUUUUUUAGCACAAAGCUCCUCCUCGGCGGAGGGUUUUUCGAAUACAUCAAAAAAUACUAGUUUGGGACAGAAAAAGCAAGCCACUACAUCUAAAAAUCAGUCAAGAGAAAUUCGGAUGCAGCCAACAGUACCACAAAGUGGCGGCUCUCCUUCAAUAACAUCCGAUAUGGAUUCAGCUGUUCAAUCUAUGGAUUGGCUGCUAAAAAAAGAGCGAUUUUAUAUUUUGGCUAAAUUUUGGGAACAGAGAGCAACUCUAGCUGAAAAAGAAGUCAACACACUAAAGGAACAAUUAACAAUGAACAACCUGCCAGGUAGCACAUCUCCACCCAUAAUAACACAAAACGGUAUUCCACCACCAUCUCCCUCAACGACACCUCUAUCAGACAGUAGCAUGGCCGGAACACCUAUUUCUAACAACAAUUCUGGCAGCAAGCUCCUGAACAACAAUGAAAAUUGUAGUAAUACUCGGAGCAGCAAUAACACAAAAAGUGAUGAAGUCGAAAAAAUGGAAAUCAAUGAUGAUGAUUCAGAUAACGAAGAUAACAGUAACAAAAAAUCAGAAAAUGCUGAAAACGAAAUUGAAGAAAAAUGCAUUAGUAGUUGUAGAAAAUCGCCCACCAUGGAAAAUUCAUGUAGUGAAAACUUGAAUAAUUUAAGUCUCAACAGUAGCAGUAGAAUGAAUAUUAAUAAUAAUGAUAGCAAAAAUUCUGAUAAUAACAUCUUAACAACAAAAAAGUCAUCGUCAGAUAAAUCAUUAACUGAACAAUUAGCUGAUAAGGAUAGAGAGAUCAAAACUUUAGCGGAAGAAAUAUCUCGACUGAAAACCAUCAUAGCAACGAUACAAGAAACUCACAAUGCUCAAAUGCAACGUCUUGAAGAAAGACUUGAAGCCAAAAGACAACACAUUACACGCUUAGAAUCUAAAAUAGAUAAAACACAUGAUUAUGAUGAAUUACUGAAGAAAGAAAAUAGUAUUUUAAGAUCAGUUGAUUUGUCUACACCAUCAAGUGAACAACAAUCAAAAUUCCAAGAACUACUAUUAGAACGUACAAAAGCACUCGCAGCAGCAGCGCAUCAGCAAACUGAGAAAAAUAACUCAAUUGAUGGAAUACCUACAUCACGCACCACGCCAUUUGUCCGAACUAGUAGUAGUAGUGGUACAAACUCGAACAGUAGUACAUCGCCGACUACUACAUCUAUCUUAAAUCGUCCAUCUUCAACUCCUAGCAAUAAUAGCAAUAAUUUAAAUAAUAUAAAAACCUUCGGAUCAAUAUUGGGCGAGGAAAUUGUCAGUAGUUGGAGGCGUAAUUUGGAUUUACCACCACCACCCAUAUCAGCGUUGGCAGCAGCCGUCGCUCAAAGAACGCCACCAACCGCGGGCUCUAUAUCAGUUGUCAAUAAAGCAUUAUUAAUGAAUCACCAUAACCCUAAUAAUUCAUCCACAGAUCCAAAGGAAUUGCAUCAUCUAGACGAGAAGGCUAGUAGUCAUCACGACGCACAUUCAUCGAAUGCCAGUACUCCCGUCCUUCAAGACGUCCGCUCAGAGGAAAAUUUUAACGGCCGCAGUGCUCAUACACCCCUUUCAAUGUCCAAGAGCCCCACAGAAGACAACAAUAAUACCUUGGGCUCUCUUUCACAUCACGCUACAAACUUCCCUCUAUCAUUCCCCUUUCAAGAACGCGGUCCAAUGCGUUUUGCCGAAGAUUUGCAUCUACCGCCAGGUGCCAUGGUUGGUCGUCUCGGUGAUUCUCUUAUCCCGAAAGGCGAUCCAAUGGAGGCGCGUCUUCAGGAAAUGCUUCGAUACAAUAUGGACAAAUAUGCCAAUCAAAAUCUAGAUACACUUCAUAUCUCAAGACGUGUCCGUGAAUUGUUAUCCGUUCACAAUAUUGGUCAACGGCUUUUUGCAAAAUAUGUUUUGGGACUAUCUCAAGGAACCGUAUCAGAAUUAUUAUCUAAACCAAAGCCAUGGGAUAAACUGACUGAAAAAGGUCGAGAUAGCUACAGAAAAAUGCACGCCUGGGCAUGUGAUGAAGCAGCAAUUUUUCUUCUGAAGUCACUCAUUCCAAAAAAAGAUAAAGAGCCCGGUAUGCCACAAUUCGGUCGGUCAGAAAAUGAGAUGAAUGACGAGCGCCUUCAACAUAUACUUACUGAAGCAUCGAGUAUGAUCAACAACAAGGUUGGUGGUCCCCAACAGAGUAAUCAUCACUUGGAUGAUUCACGUAGCAUGGACGAUUCAAAAUCACCAGAUAACUGCUUAUCACCAUAUUCAAAAGAGAAACGGAAUUCUUUCAGUGAAGCAAUGAAUCAAGAAAAGUUAGCAAGAAUUUAUCAAGAGGAGUUAGGAAAAUUCAUAGGACGUCCACCAAGUGGAGGAGGCUUUCCCAGUCUUCUUUUUCCACAUUUUCUUAGUGGUGGCAUACCACCCAUGCCCGAUGAUAAUAUUCGCAUGGCUCUCGAGGCGUACCAUCAACAACUUGCCAAAUUACAACAAGCUAAUGUUGCUGCAGGAAACAUACCAAACUUCCCAAAUCUUCCAAGUCUUUUAGCAUUACAACAACAUGCAUUGAAUGGUGUUCAAGAUUUGACUUUACCCAAAGAAAAACAAAUGAAGUUGAAUGGUCAACAUCUGCAAGAAGCCCAAGAGCAGCAACGGGUUGUUGCUGAUCAACACGACGCUGAAAAUAAUCGUGAAGUCGAAGAAACGAUGAACAAGCAACCAUCUUUCAACUUAGUGAAGCCCAAGUCAGAACCAGGGACAACUCCAACUAAUACAACAACAUCUUCCGCUGCUCCCAGUCCACUGAGCAAUUCCAUUUUACAGCCAGUUGGAACUCCAAGCGACGAAUUUUCAGUAUCAGCUAGUCCUUUACAACGUAUGGCUUCGAUCACAAACUCUUUGAUUACACAACCUCCAACUACCCCUCAUCACUCAUCCGUUCAGCGUCCUUUAAAAGCCGUUCUUCCUCCAAUUACUCAACAACAAUUCGAUCUGUACAACAACCUUAAUACAGAAGAUAUUGUUCGCCGUGUAAAGGAAGCCCUUUCUCAAUAUUCUAUCAGUCAACGCUUGUUCGGUGAGUCGGUACUUGGUUUGUCCCAAGGCUCAGUAAGUGAUUUACUUGCUCGUCCUAAGCCAUGGCAUAUGCUUACUCAAAAAGGACGUGAGCCAUUCAUUCGCAUGAAAAUGUUUUUAGAAGACGACAAUGCUGUACAUAAAUUGGUUGCAAGUCAAUAUAAAAUCGCACCGGAAAAAUUAAUGCGUACAGGAAGCUAUAGUGGCUCUCCACAAAUUCCAGCAGCAAUAAGCAACAAGAUGCCUCCAAUGCCGAAAUCCAUCUGUGAACAAAUGUCCAAAUUGCAAGAUCAACAGCAAGCUAUUUUACAAAUGCAAAUGGCUCAAUUACCUCACAUUCCAACAUCCCGAGAGCAACAAGCAAGUGCAGGGCCACCUCCACCCCCACAGCCGAAUAUGCUUUUAACUCCACCAGGCAUGCCAGCGCACCACAUGAUAAAUUUGCAAAAUCAUGCAGAGAAAAAACCAAUGCCAAUUUCAAUGCAUUCACCACAACAAGCUUCACAAAAUGUCAUGCGAAAUAUGAAUCAGCAUAUAUCACCCACUGUUUAUGAAAUGGCAGCUCUUACACAAGACUUGGACACCCAAACCAUCACAACGAAAAUCAAGGAAGCUCUACUUGCUAAUAAUAUCGGUCAAAAGAUUUUCGGUGAAGCUGUUUUAGGACUCUCGCAAGGUUCUGUCUCUGAAUUACUUUCUAAACCAAAACCGUGGCACAUGCUGAGUAUCAAAGGGCGUGAGCCUUUUAUACGGAUGCAGUUAUGGUUAACGGAUGCGAAUAAUAUUGAACGUUUGCAAGUUUUAAAGAACGAACGUCGUGAAGCCAGUAAACGUCGUCGUUCUACUGGUCCUGGACAGCAAGACAACAGUUCAGAUACAAGUAGUAAUGACACCUCCGAGUUUUAUCACUCUAAUUCCCCUGGUCCUGGAUCUGUAGGCUCUAAUAGUGCACCACCAAAUAAGAAACAACGAGUCUUAUUCUCAGAGGAGCAAAAAGAAGCAUUACGACUAGCAUUUGCACUCGAUCCAUAUCCUAAUGUACAAACAAUAGAGUUUCUUGCGAACGAACUCAAUCUAUCGACACGAACAAUUACCAAUUGGUUCCACAAUCAUCGCAUGCGCCUAAAACAGCAAGUCCCUCAUGGUGCUCCUGCUGAACCACUUCCAUCACGGGAAAACAACACAAAUGCUCCAUUCGAUCCUGUUCAAUUCCGCAUCUUACUCAACCAACGGCUGAUGGAAAUUCAAAAAGAGCGAAUGGGUCUUAGUGGUGUCACUUUACCAUAUCCUCCUUAUUUUGCUGCAAAUCCUAAUCUCGCUGCACUUAUCUCUCGAGGACUUUUGCCAGCAAACGAAGCUGAGCUUGCAGCACUAAAAAAUGCUGUAAGCGAGCAAAUUAGCGGCUUAGAUUUGUCUAUGCCACAGUUGAAACGUGAAGGUGAUGAUGAUUACGAUGAAAUGGAAGAUAAUGACGACAGUCACAAUAAUUCUGAUAAUGAAUCUAUCGAAGGUGACAAGAUAGGAGACCAAAAAGAUGCAACUCCGCCAUCUAGUAAUAUACAAUCUGGACGAUCACGCAGAAAACCUGCAGCACCACAAUGGGUUAACCCUGACUGGCAAGAUAAUGAUAAAAAGAAACCAUCUGGAAAAGAAGUUAUCAUCAAUGGAGUUUGUGUUAUGCAAAAAAAUGAUUUUGGCCGACCGGAUAAUGAGACAUUACGAAUUGAACCGACAGCUGCUCGAGAAGAAGAUAGUGGAGAUGAAAAUAGAUCAGACGAUGAGCAAUUGAGCACAAAAGCUGAUCGUGCUUCUAAGGAUGGAGAUGAAGAAACAAUGGACGAAGAAGAGAACAAAAACGGUGAUAAAAGUAGUGACGAAUCAAAAGACAUUGGGGUUAAAGUAAAGCAAGAAGAACAAUGGGAACACUAA
Culicoides brevitarsis is the source of this 5060-nucleotide messenger RNA. RefSeq names its product homeobox protein cut (gene cut). Gene Ontology annotation, molecular function: DNA-binding transcription factor activity, RNA polymerase II-specific; RNA polymerase II transcription regulatory region sequence-specific DNA binding. The coding region runs from base 174 to 5060 and encodes 1628 amino acids. Gene Ontology annotation, cellular component: nucleus. Gene Ontology annotation, biological process: regulation of transcription by RNA polymerase II. The record is from RefSeq and is a predicted model, not a curated record. Lineage: Eukaryota; Metazoa; Arthropoda; Insecta; Diptera; Ceratopogonidae. The transcript is spliced from 9 exons.